CCGUCUCGUCCCUUCGAUCUGCCUGCUGGGGAAAGGGGUUCCGUUGAUUCGUUAGGGUUUUUUUCCUCUCGGAAGUUUCCUCGUUCCGUCCUUCUCCGGUAACUCUCUGGGUACGGCGUUCUGCUUCUAUGGCUGAGGGCUAUUGGAGGUACCCGGACGGCCGGCAGGCUGCUAUGCCUGCCGCUCAGAUUGUCGGGAAACGGCCUCGCUCGGAAUAUGAUGCUGGAAGUCUUGGUACGUACAUGCCACAUGAAGAAGACCGUUCAGGUCACAGGCUGAUCAGAGAUACUCAAUCUAUUGGAGCGUCUUAUGAUCAGUAUCUUCGUAACGGGCAAAUAUCUACUUACAGUGCUGCUGAUCCUGGUAAUAUUGCUGGAGGUGGUUUGGGUAGAGCAGUAACUGCUGGGUUUGGUGCCCUUCCUGUUCCAGGUGGCUUAGAUCCUGCAAUGGGUGGGCAGGGCCAGAACAUUGGUUAUGGAGGUAGUAGACCUGAACAGCCGCCCCUCCCACCCGAUGCCUCCAGCACUCUCUUUAUUGAAGGCCUUCCAUCUAAUUGUACAAGGAGGGAAGUUGCUCAUAUAUUUCGCCCUUUUGUAGGCUAUAAAGAAGUGAGACUGGUGAAUAAGGAGUCCAGAAUUCCUGGGGGUGACCCACUUGUCCUCUGCUUUGUUGAUUUUGCAAGUCCUAACCAUGCCAUGGUUGCUUUGGAUGCUUUACAAGGUUAUGUUUUCGAUGAAAACGAUCGCGACUCGGCCAUUUUAAGGCUACAAUUUGCCCGAUUUCCUGGUCCCAGGUCCGGUCGUGGCAGACGUUGAAUUACGCUGUUUUGUCGGAGGUGUGCGACGCGCUUCUUCGAUGUAUCAUUACUAUCAAAAUUGGAAAGAGGCCGGGAUCAAAUCAUAGUGUAUGUUAAUUAUGCGAAGUUUAUAUGCGAGGCAAGGAAAAUGACUGCGUAGAUUUCUGCAGGUUUUCGAUAGUGAGGAUUAGAGGCGCUUUUUAGCUCUCUCGUACUUGUGUUUGAGUUUACGAGUUCCUUAGAUGGUACAAGUUCCGGUGUAACCAAACAUCCUCGGUGGUUUCCAUGAUGUGGCUGGCUGGUGCAUUAUGAACGUGGAUUGGAGUUGCUGUUGUUACCAUUAUAUAUUUAGCUCGAGUUCAGUAAUUGGUAUUGUCUUUUAUGGUGUCGUACUGGUUUAAGAAUUAGUGUGUGAGAGCCAAGGUUAAUUGAAAUAGCGAACUUUUUAUGUUGUUUUCUAA
Nymphaea colorata (pocket water lily) is the source of this 1257-nucleotide messenger RNA. RefSeq names its product RNA-binding protein 1-like. NCBI's taxonomy places the organism in Eukaryota, Viridiplantae, Streptophyta, Magnoliopsida, Nymphaeales, Nymphaeaceae. Gene Ontology annotation, molecular function: mRNA binding. The transcript has 6 exons. The record is from RefSeq and is a predicted model, not a curated record. The coding region runs from base 129 to 815 and encodes 228 amino acids.